Molecule: messenger RNA, 921 nt
Organism: Diuraphis noxia (Russian wheat aphid)
Lineage: Eukaryota; Metazoa; Arthropoda; Insecta; Hemiptera; Aphididae
Product: chromosome transmission fidelity protein 8 homolog
Biological process (GO): mitotic sister chromatid cohesion
Cellular component (GO): Ctf18 RFC-like complex
Source: RefSeq, a predicted model, not a curated record
GCCAUUUCCUUUGUCGUCCUCGGUGUCGGUCUCGUACUUUAGUGUAAUUCUGUAAUUUUUCGKCUCCUUUAUUUUGUUUAGUGGAUCGCUGAAAUUGUUUUUCUCGUAUUUAUUAUUCACGCUCAAUUUCACACGUAUUGUGUUUUUAUUUAAGGUUUUUAUUUAAUCAUAACGUUAGCGUUAAUCACACCGUGAUCUCGAAAUUUUUACCCUCAGCCAACGACGACGAAGGCGAUCCGGUGUGUCGCGUGUAAUUAUAGAUACCAAAAGACAUCUCGUCAAAAAAUCCAAUAAACAAAACGCAUUUGGUUUUGGUAGCAUGCAAUUGAYCAGUUAUCAGUAGACAAUUUAUCAAACUUCAAGAAAGCUCCGACUGGAUCAACCUGGCUCCUCAACUUUUAAAAAGUGAACCAAAAAUAAAAUCCAACCGAAAAUGAUUCUAGUGAAACUGAUCGAAAAUGRCGACGGACUCWGGUCACCGCCUGAAUGGGCUGCCCUGGAAAUGCAAGGUGAGCUCGAAACCCGCAGGCACACACCGCUCGAACGCCAAUACGUCGGCGACUUGUUUGCGACCAUUCAGGAUGGCGUGCCCAUUUUGAUCAUUGGCCAUCACAUCCUGUACGGUAAAAUGCAGAAGUUCGAGAAGCCACUCGCAGUGAUGAAGAAGAAACCGGACGCCGAUGAGUACGUGGUCGAGGCAAUCGUCACCAAAAAGUUGUUGUUCAAGAACCGACCCAAGCCCAUCAUCGCAUGUAAUUCCGACGACCUUUGAACGUGUCCGGCCGCCCAGUCGGUUAAAAAAAAAAAAAACUUUGAAAUUAUAUAAUUCAUCGUUUAUACACAAUAAUUCUUUAUUACACUUAUAAUAUUAUGUAAUUUAUAUUUCCCUUGAUCGUACAAUAUACAUUCAUUUUCGAAUUA